AUGAGUGCAGCUGAUGGUUCUGCUGGAUUAAUGCAGCGUGAUAAGGCACUUGUAUUGGUUGGGGAUCUCAAAAGUGCCCUCACCGCUCUCAAGCGCGGCAUAUCCGAGGAGAAACUCGAGCGCCUGCUUGUAGCAUUGGACCGUGUUUGCGUUGCUCUCUGUUUUGGUGACGAGGAAUUUGUCCGAAGUCUCGAUGCUGGUCGCUACGCGGAGGUUCUGGUGUCGACACUUACGAUUGCUUCUCAAAACGAUUUUAGUAGGCUACGCUCCCUCGUGGUACAGGUUCUUGCACUGCUGGCAGAUAUUGCACCACGCGGUGGUUUCGCGAUUGCGUCAGCGAAAGGUGUUCCACCGUUGUUGCAUCUUUUAAAUGAAGUUAACACCCAUGACAAUGAAGCACUUUUAGAGGAGGUACUAAAAUGUAUUAGCCACAUCUCACUUGAGGCACACACGGAAGUAGUGCACGCUCACGCGGUUUCGGUCAUCACUUCCUUGGAGGCGAAGGUGGGGACGCACCAUCUGCGUAUGAUGUGUCUAAAGUGUCUGUGUCACCUCCUCGCGGCCGCACGGUUGAAGGAUUGGAACAAAUAUCUUUUAGCGCCUUGCAACGCCCUUGUUUUGCGAUUUAGCCAACAGGUGAAGGAUAUAUUGGGGGACGGCAAAGAUCAAUCUGAGGAACGGUUGUCGAAGGAGAAUGGAGCGUAUAUGCUGAAUCUCAUUGAGUGCAUUGCCUUCAUAUAUGAUCGGAUAUUGUGCACACGAGAUCAGCUUCUGAAGAAUGUUGCCAUUCUGGAGCAUUCCGUGCCUACGCUUGUCACGGUUUUGGCGCGAACUGUCUCCAUGGGUGCACAAGGUUCUACCUUUCGCAACGCCGUCUGCUCCACGUUUCUGACUCUUUUCUUUACCGAUUCUUGUACAGCUGUGAAAAUGUUUCUUAAGCACGAUGUGUUGCACACCGUCUACAAACUUGUGACUGCCUUGGCGGAAAGGAUGAGGCUCUUCGCACGGAGUGGCGUGAGGAUUGCGGAAGCCCUUUUCCACAAUGAUGUCAGCGUCAUCCCUUUUAUGGCUGAGGAGCAGCAGAUUAUUCAUUUGCUGGAGUUUUUGCUAGUAAUCACACCAGCUGCCAUGGCGGCCCGUGAGAGUGACUACUAUGUCACACUACCGCACUUUGUUUGGCAAUGCGAGGAUGACUUUCAUAACAGAAACGAUUGCAGUGACAGUUUGAGUAGGCAGUUGGAGGGCGAGUACGAAACCCAGCGUAGGUGUAAGACAUUCAGACCAUAUGAGGUAUCUCGUGGCUCUCGCGUCCUCAAGCUUGACUUUAGCAUCAUGCAAUACAUGAAGAAUGAGGUAUCUUUUUACCCACAUGGCCUUAGUCGUCAUGCGUUUCUCUCCGGUUAUGUUCACAGACGUGUCAUGUAUUGUACUUGUGGGGACAACGAUUUUAUGGGUUUGGUGAAUGCAGCCAUCAUUCCACAUCAUCAGAGCGACUACCCAGUUGAGAUGCCAAGGUCGAGGUCCCAGCGUUUGCACAAUCCUCUCAUGCCAACAUCAACAAGGUUAAACGACGCCGUUAACCAGGGGACACGCCCCACCAUCGCAUUAAAUAGAACGGAACUUUCCCCAACUCUUAGCAGUCCCUGCACGAGUCGUUUGAAUGACACUACAACAGAGCGCUUGACGGAUGAAAAGACAUGCUUUUUUUGCUGUAUAUUUUUUCCGGGUUUUGGGGAGAAAUUGGGGCACAAAACUGGUGAGAUCAGGCGGAAAAAGAAAGGGAAUUCCAGAAUGGAUGUUCUUUCCCGUGAGGCAUUUAGCAAUGCCCGUGAAGGGCUUUUGCGUGAUCCUGCUACUCGUGCAGAGUUUCUACAGGCAGAAAUGAUCAAAAUGAUAGUAUCGUAUUGUCUUCCAAUUUUGGCUUCUGUUGUCAAGGAAACCGUGAGUACCGUUAUCGCGCGUCACUGCUCCAUUUUAAUACUUCGAUAUGUGGAUCUCACAGUGGAGUUUUUUCGCGAGGACAACAAAAGCUCGCACCCAAAUAACAGGAACGUUCUAUGUAAGCAGUUUAACCUCCUGUGCUCUCGCCUAGGGACUGUAUUGUUUUACUUGGCCACAACAAACACGAAUCAAUCUUUAACGGCAACUGUGCAGCCUUUUAGGGAAUAUUAUUCAAAUCAGAGUGUUUUGCACGCGCUAGUAUCAUUUGGGUUCACCCAAAACUCUCGGCUCCCAGCUAUGACGUUAAGGUGUGAAAUACAAAUGAGCACGUUGAGUUCAUUUUUGAUACUGCAACACGCCAAUGGUGCUGAGAUGUCUAUCUUCAAUGAGAACGAGAGGCUUAUUCUUCGUCGAAUGCUUGAAAACAGAAGGGGUCAUGUGAGUCGGCAUCGUGGCGAUCUUCAGAGUUCAUUGUAUGGUAGCAGGGGAGUUGCGCUGUGCCCUUUUCAUGGUUCCACGAAAGGUUUUGAGGAAGUGCAUGAAAAACUCAUUGAGCAAGUGAUUUCGAUCAUAUCUCGGGAUUUGCCCAAUGCAUACAAAGGCCCUGAAGAUGUAUUGCUGAAUACUUUGCCCGUACAGUCCUCGGAUGGUUUCACUUUGAGGAUUGACCCUGCCCCCCCUUCUGAACUGAAUGCUAUAAUUGGGACAACAGAAGAGUCAAGCUUCUCACAGAGCUCUAUCAUUUCCGAUAUUAUGAUGCGUGCGUGUAGGCAUGUGGAACUUAAUGCAGGGCUUCAAAAGGUGCUUGCUAUUAAUGAAUACAUGCUGGAGAGUGAAAACAAACUCGCUUAUCUUGUGCAUGAACAUCCUGAGUUCUUGGAGCAACUUGCGGGUGAGCUGCGGGAUUCCAUGAGUCAAACUGUUUUGAGUGCAAAUCUGGCGGAGGUAUUUUUGCAGGUUAGAGAGGGACUUCUUCGGGUGAUUAAUCAACACUUAGGGCUAGUGAACGUUGAAGAGGCUUCUCCUAUUGAGCGUCAACCUGCAAGACUGGAACUGCGUUUUCGACGCAACAAAAUUAUGCAGGCCAUGACAAACUACAUAUGGUCUCCUUUACGCGUGAAACUGGAGUCACUGGAGGUUAAUGUAGAGGCUGGGCAACCAUCUUUGACUACGCGAAGUGUGUUCAUUGCUGGUAAAAAGUACACAGUUGUUGACAUUUGUGUGGCACAAGAAGCCAUUAGCGUUCUCCCAACGACACCGUUGAGUUACCUAGCCAAGCAAAUUCUUUUUCAGCUGCGGCAAAAAUACUCGGAGACAGGGACGCGUGGUCAGGAGGUAAAACGGAGACGAAGUCAAAGUCCACCAGAGAGCAGUGAGUUACUACAGGGUUUGCAUUCUUUGGAUAACUCUCGUAUUUCUGUGCCUAAGGAGGACGAUAGUGGUGGAUCGCAGUCGUUGUUGUUUCGGUCCCUUACACACAUGAACGCAUACACCACGGAUAAUUCAGGGAAUACCGGCUCCCCCGUGACAAGUUCAGCACACUUAUCUCAGGAGAAUACUUGUGUGAGUGAAGAAUAUUUUGGUGCGGCAGCGGUAGCGUUAACAAAUUUCCACCAAGGGGAUACACCUGUAAAUAAUUCGUCUUUUGGGAAUUCAUCGUUGUCUGAUACGGCUGAAUAUACAACAUACACCAUUUCACUAAAUAAUAUUGUAUUUUUCCGAAAUGGCAAUCCAGUGAUGGACUCGUCAGUUUCAGUAUUGGAACUUCUUUGCAACUCUACUACGAGGUCGGUGGAUGCAACGGCUGCCUCCACGGAGGAGAUUCCUCAAUGUGGUGGUCAGCAGUUUCCCACGGGAGGGGUGCAACAUGUCAUGGCACUGUGGUCAAUGACACAUACCCUUCAGUAUGUUGUAGUGAAGGAGCCUUUUUCGCUAAAUCUCGAUGACGCAACAAAGGACGGAGCGCACAGUAACAUUAUGAGUUCCCCAAAGAGGCAGUUUACACAGCUGUUAAGGUGCGCGGAGACACAAUCCUCUUUGAAGUCUGCAGCUAAACUCUUAAAUGAGGUGUUGCAAGUUUUGCUACAAGCAAAGAUUCCCGUGAAUUAUGCAGAGGGAAGACUCUGUAGUGCUCUCAUCUACGGGUUUUACAAUUAUCUUGGUAUAUUCAUGCUGCCGCCAGUUGUCUGGUUUCCUUUUCUCUGCUCGUCGCUGAAUGAGGAUAAGGAUCAGCACCUUGCCAGUUACAUUCUGUGGAACUUUCCACAGGUGUUUAGUUUGAGUGUUAGACGAGCGUUACUGCAACUAGUUUUUUUUGUGCGUCGAGCUCCAACGACGAUGACGUUGUGGUUAAAGGAGGCACUACGUGGGGCUGGGUGGUUGAUCCCCAUACAUGGUUUGGAGUGGGUGACGCCGGAUGUGAAUAUGCACGGCGCAAAGAAGGUGGUAGUACAGCGGGACAACCUUUUGGGCAGUGGUUCUAUUGUGCUGCGGACUCACGCCAUGUGCCCUUUACCGUUGAGUGUGGAGUUUGAAAACGAAAAUGGCUUUGGUGCGGGGCCUGCAAGGGAGUUUUACAACUUAUUUGCCGCUCAGCUUCAAGAGCUGCAGCUCAACAUGUGGUGGAGUGAAACGUUUAUGGAAUCAAAUGGGAAUUUUGUUAGGCGCGUGCAACUACCUCUGUUUCCUGCGGUGCAACAGACAUCGAAAUCGCUGUCGUAUUUUGAACUUUUGGGCUUACUUGUGGGGCGGGUGUUGCUGGAAGAGCGUGCUGUAGACCUUCCUCUUCACCGCUGCUUUAUUCAAGGAAUCCUGGGCAAUCUUGAGGAGAACCAGCUCCGUGACAUUGAUCCGGAGUUGGACGUUCACCUUACGUGGUUGAGUUCCCUCUCUGAGGAGGGACUUCUUGCUUGUGAUUUGACGUUUGUUUUGCCGAAUUCUGAUGCUCACACGGCGGGAGAGACGAUUGAACUUUGCCCCAAUGGCUCCUUUAUACGUGUUGGUGGAGCCAAUGUUUCUGACUACGUCAACGCGGUGCGGCAAUAUUACACUCGAAAAGUUCUUGUGGAACCUAUCAUGCACUUUAGACAGGGACUACGCUAUGCAGUGAUUCCCUCCUACCUUGAACUCUUCAGUGUUGAAGAGCUGCAGCUUCUAAUCUCUGGACCAGACGGGAAGAUUUGGAAGAUACCAGAAGACCUUGAACAAAACAUCAUCGCUGCCCACGGUUACGAUAAGAAUUCUCCCGUUGUCACCUUUCUUCUGGAGGUGGUGAGCAGCUGGGAUGCCUCAUUGCAGCGUGCCUUCCUGCGCUUUGUAACGGGUUCCUCUCGUCUUCCUCUCGGGGGUAUGCAACCUCCCAUAACUGUCGUGCGCCGAACACUUGGAGCGGCGGAGGAAACAGAGGAACAUGUAGCUUUCUCAGACGACUUAUUAAGUGAGGGGGCUGUUAGAGAUUUGCAGACUCGCAUGGAUGCAUCGCUGCCGACAGUGAACACUUGUGCACACUACCUCAAGAUGCCGAGCUACAGCAGCAAGGCCUUGUUGCAGGAGAAAUUGCGAAUAGCUGUGACGGAGGGACAGGAGUGUUUCCUGCUCACGUAA
This is a messenger RNA of Trypanosoma rangeli, 5544 nucleotides long. RefSeq names its product ubiquitin-protein ligase. The coding region runs from base 1 to 5544 and encodes 1847 amino acids. The record is from RefSeq and is a predicted model, not a curated record. Lineage: Eukaryota; Euglenozoa; Kinetoplastea; Trypanosomatida; Trypanosomatidae. Gene Ontology annotation, biological process: protein polyubiquitination; proteasome-mediated ubiquitin-dependent protein catabolic process. Gene Ontology annotation, molecular function: ubiquitin protein ligase activity. The transcript has a single exon.